Drosophila santomea is the source of this 3051-nucleotide messenger RNA. RefSeq names its product acetylcholine receptor subunit alpha-like 1 (gene nAChRalpha1). The record is from RefSeq and is a predicted model, not a curated record. Gene Ontology annotation, cellular component: synapse; postsynaptic membrane; neuron projection. The coding region runs from base 146 to 1855 and encodes 569 amino acids. Gene Ontology annotation, molecular function: transmembrane signaling receptor activity; acetylcholine-gated monoatomic cation-selective channel activity. Gene Ontology annotation, biological process: nervous system process; regulation of membrane potential; monoatomic ion transmembrane transport. The transcript is spliced from 9 exons. Lineage: Eukaryota; Metazoa; Arthropoda; Insecta; Diptera; Drosophilidae.
CGCAGCAGCAGCAGCAGCAGCAACAACGCAGCAGCAACACUGCAACCUGCAACAUCAGCACUCCGGUCGUCGGCGACGCUACGACGGCCUGUCAUCGGUAGGCAAUGCAACGCGCUGUGCAGCAACGGGUUGGACCUGGCGUAAGAUGGGUAGCGUGCUAUUCGCAGCUGUAUUCAUAGCAUUACACUUUGCCACCGGCGGCCUGGCCAACCCAGAUGCAAAGCGACUCUACGACGACCUGCUGAGCAACUACAAUCGCCUCAUCCGACCCGUGGGCAACAACUCGGACCGCCUCACCGUCAAGAUGGGUCUGCGCCUCUCCCAGCUGAUCGAUGUGAAUCUGAAGAAUCAAAUUAUGACAACCAAUGUGUGGGUGGAACAGGAAUGGAACGACUAUAAAUUGAAAUGGAAUCCGGAUGACUAUGGCGGCGUGGACACGUUGCACGUUCCCUCCGAGCAUAUAUGGCUGCCGGAUAUUGUGCUCUAUAACAACGCCGAUGGCAACUAUGAAGUGACAAUAAUGACAAAAGCAAUUCUUCAUCACACGGGCAAAGUGGUGUGGAAACCGCCCGCCAUUUACAAAUCCUUUUGCGAAAUUGAUGUCGAGUACUUUCCCUUCGACGAGCAGACAUGUUUCAUGAAGUUCGGCUCCUGGACCUACGAUGGUUAUAUGGUCGACUUAAGGCACUUGAAGCAGACCGCCGACUCGGACAACAUCGAGGUGGGCAUCGACCUGCAGGACUACUACAUCUCCGUGGAAUGGGACAUCAUGCGGGUGCCGGCGGUGCGCAACGAGAAGUUCUACAGCUGCUGCGAGGAGCCGUAUCUGGACAUUGUGUUCAAUCUGACGCUCCGCCGGAAGACGCUCUUCUACACGGUCAACCUGAUCAUCCCCUGCGUGGGCAUCUCGUUCCUGUCCGUUCUGGUCUUCUAUCUGCCCAGCGACUCCGGCGAGAAGAUCUCGCUCUGCAUCAGCAUCCUGCUCUCGCUCACCGUGUUCUUCCUCCUGCUGGCCGAGAUCAUUCCGCCCACCUCGCUGACGGUGCCGCUGCUGGGAAAGUAUCUGCUCUUCACCAUGAUGCUGGUCACGCUCUCCGUCGUGGUCACCAUCGCCGUGCUCAAUGUGAAUUUUAGAUCCCCUGUCACGCAUCGCAUGGCGCCGUGGGUGCAGCGCCUCUUCAUCCAGAUCCUGCCCAAGCUGCUCUGCAUCGAGCGGCCCAAGAAGGAGGAGCCCGAGGAGGAUCAGCCGCCCGAGGUGCUCACCGAUGUCUAUCACCUGCCGCCGGAUGUGGACAAGUUUGUCAACUACGAUUCGAAGCGUUUCAGCGGCGACUACGGCAUUCCAGCACUACCCGCUUCGCAUCGCUUUGACUUGGCCGCCGCGGGCGGGAUUAGCGCCCACUGUUUCGCGGAACCGCCGCUGCCCUCCUCACUGCCACUCCCCGGCGCCGACGACGAUCUCUUCAGCCCCUCGGGCCUCAACGGAGACAUCAGUCCCGGCUGCUGUCCUGCCGCUGCAGCCGCCGCUGCCGCCGCCGCCGAUCUCAGUCCCACGUUCGAGAAGCCCUACGCCCGCGAAAUGGAGAAGACCAUCGAGGGAUCCCGCUUCAUCGCGCAGCACGUGAAGAACAAGGAUAAGUUUGAGAGUGUGGAAGAGGACUGGAAGUACGUUGCCAUGGUAUUGGAUCGUAUGUUUCUGUGGAUCUUCGCGAUCGCUUGCGUGGUUGGAACAGCGCUGAUUAUCCUGCAGGCGCCCAGCUUGUACGACCAAUCGCAGCCGAUCGAUAUACUCUACUCGAAGAUUGCCAAGAAGAAGUUCGAGCUGCUCAAGAUGGGCAGCGAGAACACCUUAUAGCGACCACUUGGGUUCGCGGCCGGCUGGUGGAAUCUAAUCAUCAGCUCGCUGCGGACCCUGUUCGCCGCUCGCGACGAUGAUCGUGGAUAAUAUACGAUGAGCCACACCAUGAGUAUUUCCUCGGCGUUGUACAACACAAACAGUAGCAACAGCAGCAUCAGCAACAACAGUGGCAGUGCCAUUGGCAGUGUUGUAAAGGCUAUUGUGAGUAGUGUUGGCAGCACCAACGAAACGGAUGACUCGUGGAGCCCAUCGUAAAUGUGCGCGAGGCGAGUGAAGUGAACAUUGCGAAAUGAAUUCAGAUACAAUCGAAUGGAGGCAAGUUUUUGGAGCAGUUGAUCAAAAUAUGUAUGUAAUGUAAUUUGAUGGAGUUGUAGUGUUGACUAACCGCGGCAGUGCUGGACAGCGAAGCAAGCCACAAGAUCGCUGCGAAGCGAAGCGUAGUUUGUAAGUUUUUUGAUGUACUUGAUGUAUGAUUGUGUGGUCGAAGAAGUUUAGGUGGUUUCGGUGGUUUCCGAACCAGUGUUGUAAAAAGCGUAUGGAGUUUUGUAAGUUAUAUUGUAUUUUUGAGCGCCAAAAAGUUCCUUGUUACAUCUUUUAGUUUUAAAGUUCCACACAACACACAACAACAAACAAGAAAGCAAACAAAAAUGAUGAAAAAGCAAAUGAAAAUGUUUUAAAAUUGCAUUUUAAAUUUAAAUCUGACUGCAUGUGUUCAGUGCGUGAGUGUGGGUGCUUCUGCAGGAGACUGUGUGAGUGUGUGCGUGCCACAAUAUACAUACAUAUGAAGAAGAAAAUCAAUUUUAAUGGUUUAUUUAUUUGUGCAUAUUUUUCGCAUUAUUUUUAGCAAAGCAAAAACAAACACAGAAGAAUUGCGCCCCACGCAGAAUGGGUAAAAAUUAAGUCUCAUAAAAUUCCAAUCUAUUUUUAGCAUAAAUAAGUGAAGUAAAUACGAUAAACUACAUUUAAUUAGCCAAUAAGUCGUAACUAGUGGUAGCUAAGCAAAUCUAGUAUUGAAUUAAAUUUAAUAUUAAAAAACAACACGAGAUCCGACACAUCGGCUCGUAUGAAGCGCGAAAUUCUGAAAUAAAUUUAAUUGAAUGUCGAUACAAGCGAGUCGUCGUCACAUUUUUAAAGUCACACAUUUUUACUAACCACACGAGCAACCAACACACACAAACAUAAAUAUAUAUAUA